AUGGUGGCCACCGAGGAGGCCUCGGCCACGUCCAAGAUGGCCGGCUUUCUCUCGCGCAUGAGCCCCGUCCCGGCCUUUCCCGAGUACACAGGCCCCUUCAAGGUCGGGACCGUCGACGUCGAGAUACCCGUCGCCGACCUCGACGCCCCGAGCCCGCCGCCCCCGGCCGCUGCCGACAUCCCCACCGUCCAGUUCCGCGUCUUUUACCCGGCGGUUCCCGAGUCGGACGGGAAUCGCAUCAGCUGGCUGCCCAAUCCGCAGCGCCACCAUGUGUCGGCCUACACCAAGUUCGUCGGCAUUGGACCUACCUUGGCCGAUUUUCUAUCCUUCUUCCCUCGUCACCUCUACUACACCUCGAUCCCCGCAUACAAAAAUGCAAAGUUGCGGCAAGCAGACACGGCACACGGGCGCUGGCCGACCAUGAUCUUUUCCCACGGCCUCGGUGGCAGUCGCAACUCCUACUCCUACAUAGCCGGCUCCCUCGCCUCCCACGGCGUCGUCGUCGUCUGCCCCGAGCACCGCGACGGGAGCGCCGUCAUCUCCUUCAUACGUCGCUCCAACGAACCCGAUCGGUUCCUCGGACCCAACACCUGCCGAGUCGUCCCCUUCCAGAAAAUCUCCCACGACGUUAGCCCGCAAGUCUACGAAUCUCGAGAAACGCAGCUCCGCAUCCGGCUCUGGGAGCUGGGCCUGAUACACGAGGCCGUGCUUUCCAUGGAUGGCGGCAAGGGCUUUGCCAACUGGAACCGGUCGACGCCGAGCCUGGAUCGGUUCGUGGGGCGGCUCGACGUUCGGGAGCCAGGGCGCAUCAUCUUUGGCGGGCAUAGCUUCGGUGCGACGACGACGGUGCAGUUUCUAAAGAGCGUCUACUACGCUGCGAGGCCCGAGGUGCAUGCCAUGUCGAAGCCGCUGUUUAAGCCCGCCACAGACAGCAGCAUCCGCACGCAGGUGACGGAAAGGACGGUCACGAUGCUCUUGGACAUGUGGUGCAUGCCCCUGAUGGCUCCAAACUCGGCACCGCUCUUCAAACUGCCGCUUCCCGCGUAUGCCGAUGUGCCGACGGCCCCCGGUGGAAGUGCCCUCCUGGCGGUCGAGUCUGAAGCCUUUUACAAAUGGACCGAGCAUCUGCACCUCAAGGCCCGGCUACUGUCUCCCGACCCUUCGGCCAAGAUUGUCACGCCGCACAUGUACGAGAGGCCCGGCGGCGUGAAGCUGCCCGAACCCAACUUCUUCUACGUGAUAAACUCGGCGCACCUGAGCCAGUCGGAUUUUGGCAUCCUCUUCCCCUGGCUGACCAAGAAGAUAUUUGACGCAGACCAGCCCGAGCGGGUGCUGCGGCUGAACCUCCGGGCUCAACUGCAACUCUUGCGGACAAACGGCGUUGCAGUGGCGCGAACGAGCGCAGGCGAUUUGGUCGACGGCGGCCACGUCGAGAAGCUCGACUCUGACGAUAGCGACGACGGCGGCGGGCUCAAGGGCGGUGUAAACAACGACGAGGCCAUCUUUGACCGAAGCGGCCGCGAUGUCGUGGGACAUUGGAAGUGGGUCGAUGCCGUCGGGUUGGGAGACGCAGGCGAGGCCGACACGGGCAAGUCGGCCAGCGAGCAGGUCGAGGAGGGCGAAGACAGGAUGAAGGGCGAACUUGAGCCCAGCGAGCAAAGACCGGCAUCUCACACGAUGCGGAAGAUGAGUGCUGCCGCUGCCGUCUCGACGCCGUCAUAG
This is a messenger RNA of Hirsutella rhossiliensis, 1722 nucleotides long. RefSeq names its product platelet-activating factor acetylhydrolase, isoform II domain-containing protein. Gene Ontology annotation, molecular function: 1-alkyl-2-acetylglycerophosphocholine esterase activity. Lineage: Eukaryota; Fungi; Ascomycota; Sordariomycetes; Hypocreales; Ophiocordycipitaceae. Bases 1 to 1722 code for a protein of 573 amino acids. The transcript has 2 exons. The record is from RefSeq and is a predicted model, not a curated record.